GGGUUAAUUUUAUAACCUGUAUACAUAACACACCGUGGCGCUCAGUGGUCACAUAGUUGUCCACCUGCAGCCGGUCCAUAUAUGUCAACUGCAGUGUUAAUAGCCGCUGUUGUUGGCGGCGGGGUUCUGCUCCUCAUGCGCCGUCUCUUCCCCCGGAGGAAAGUGGUAAAGCUGCUUCAGUAUCCAACUGACACUAUGCGUGGAAAGACUGUGAUUGUGACCGGGGCUAACUGUGGGAUAGGGAUGGCCUUGGCUGGGGAGCUGCUGAAGCUCCGCGCCCGGGUCAUCAUGGCCUGCCGGGACCUCAGGAGCGCCGAGGAGGCGGCUCAGGACCUGAAGAGACGCGCGGGGCCAGAGCAAGGGGAGGUGGUCAUUAAGCAUCUAGAUCUUGCUUCCCUUCGAUCUGUCCGGACUUUUUGUGAAGAAAUUAACAAGGAGGAACCGAAGAUUGAUGUGCUGGUUAACAAUGCCGGGGUCUUUCAGUGUCCUUACUCAAAGACAGAAGAUGGUCUUGAGAUGCAGCUAGGAGUGAAUCAUUUGGGCCAUUUCCUCCUCACCCACCUGCUGCUUGAUCUCCUGAAGGCUUCAUCUCCUAGCCGCAUCGUUGUUGUUUCCUCCAAACUCUACAAGUAUGGCAAAAUCAACUUUGAUGACUUGAACAGCGAAAGCAACUACAACAAAGCCGCCUGCUACAGUCAGAGCAAGUUGGCCAACCUGCUGUUCACACUGGAGUUGGCUCAUCAGCUGGAGGGCACGGAGGUGACGGUCAAUGCCCUCACCCCGGGCAUGGUGAGAACCAGAUUGGGCCGGCACGUCCAAAUCCCUCUGCUGGCUAAGCCGCUGUUCCACCUCGGCUCAUGGUUCUUCUUAAAGAGCCCGCUGGAGGGAGCCCAGACGCCUCUCUAUCUAGCCUGCAGCCCAGAAGUGAAAGGCGUGUCUGGGAAGUGCUUCGCAAACUGUGAGGAGGAGGAGCUGAUGGCCAAAGCUACAGACCGAGAGGCAGCCAAGAAACUGUGGGACAUAAGCAGGAGGAUGGUUGGACUCACAGAGUGACCAUGAGGCCAGUUCUAUGGACGGGAUUGAUGAGGAAUUAAGUGUUCUUGGAUUCUUUGUUAAUCUAUUUCUGUUUGCAACCAUCAUUGUGCAAAAGAUGGGUUGAAAAAAAAAUCCACUUUCCUCCCUGGGGAUGAAAAAUUGAAUGAUAUGACACGUUGUUCCUCUGAAAUGUGAUAAUUAGGAGUCUGUGGGCUACAUUGCAGAACUGAUUAGAGCUUAUAAGGAUUUCAAUAACAGCAUGUGCCUGUUUUCAAGGGGGGUUUAAAUAGAGAAGCAUUGCCAUUACAUUUUCACCCAGGUGGUUAAAGCUCCAUCAUUUCAAUUAUUUGUUCUCAUGUUUACCAUUUAACAAACACUUGGUAACAUAGUUCAUUUAAACAAUACUAAUGUGAUAAGUGUACACAUUAUAAAUUCUGGUUUUACACAUGCUGUGGAAAAUCCAAAUUUGGUGCCUUGCCAAACCCUUGGAUCCUUUUUUUCACCAUAAACUAAAAUACUGAUGGAAAGUAUGCAACUGAAAAAGUAAUGCAUAACCUGAGUUUAAAGAUACUAUACAUGUAUUUAAAAAAAUAUAUAUAUUCUGAAUAAAAUCAAAGUAUGA
Molecule: messenger RNA, 1657 nt
Organism: Cyprinodon variegatus (sheepshead minnow)
Lineage: Eukaryota; Metazoa; Chordata; Actinopteri; Cyprinodontiformes; Cyprinodontidae
Gene: rdh14b
Product: retinol dehydrogenase 14-like
Exons: 2
Coding region: 82-1053 (323 amino acids)
Source: RefSeq, a predicted model, not a curated record